AUGUCCCCAGGGCAGUUUUUGGUGUCCCAGCUCCUGUCCCAGGGCCCCUCCCUGGGUCUCUCCCUGGUUUUUGUCUGGGCCCGGCGCGGGGGGGCCCUGGAGCCGCUGCCCCCGGAGCUGCGCCUGACGGACCUGCGGCAGCUGCCCGACACCGGGGUGCACCUGGUGGUGGAGGUGGCCCAUCCCUGCGUGGUCCAGGAGCACGGCGAGGACAUCCUGCGGCACGCGGACCUGAUGGUGGGGUCCCCGUCGGCGCUGGCGGACGCGGACACCGAGCGGCGGCUCCGGGCCGCGGUGGCGCGGGGGGGCCACACCCUGUACGUGCCCAGGGGGGCCCUGUGGGGCUGCGAGGACAUCGCCAGGCUGGACCGCACGGGGACACUGCAGUCGCUGACGGUGUCCCUGACGGUGUCCCCGGCCAGCCUGCGGCCGCAGGGCCAGCUGCGGGAUCGGUUGGUGGCCGCGGUGGCCGCGGGGACGGUGACGGAGCUGUACCGGGGGCCGCUGCGGCCGCUGUGCGCGCUGGCCCCCAACAACACCAACGCCAUGGCGGCCGCCGCGCUGGCCGCGCCCGGGCUGGGCUUCGACCGCGUCACCGCCCGCCUGCUGGCCCAGCCCAGUGUCCCGGACUGGCACCUGCUGGAGGUGGAGGUGACAGCGGUGACCGAUGGUGGCCGCCCCCUCACCGUCACCAGCAGCCGCCGCAACCCCGCGGGCCACGGCGAUGUCACGGGCAGGGCCACGCUGCAAAGCUUCUGGAUCAGCCUGCAGGACUGCACCGGACACGGCGGCUGCGUCAAGUUCUGCUGAGCCGGAGCACCGGGAACCCCUCCCCCACCUCGGCGACAUUUUGGGGACAUUUUGGGGACAAUAAAAGCCUGCCUGGCCCCGGUGGUGGUGGCGCCCUUCUU
Messenger RNA from Poecile atricapillus (Black-capped chickadee), 911 nucleotides. RefSeq names its product aspartate dehydrogenase domain-containing protein-like. NCBI's taxonomy places the organism in Eukaryota, Metazoa, Chordata, Aves, Passeriformes, Paridae. The record is from RefSeq and is a predicted model, not a curated record. The coding region runs from base 1 to 810 and encodes 269 amino acids. The transcript has 6 exons. Gene Ontology annotation, molecular function: L-aspartate dehydrogenase [NAD(P)+] activity; NADP binding. Gene Ontology annotation, biological process: NAD+ biosynthetic process.